Molecule: messenger RNA, 1569 nt
Organism: Amorphotheca resinae ATCC 22711
Lineage: Eukaryota; Fungi; Ascomycota; Leotiomycetes; Helotiales; Amorphothecaceae
Exons: 3
Coding region: 1-1569 (522 amino acids)
Biological process (GO): transmembrane transport
Cellular component (GO): fungal-type vacuole membrane; plasma membrane
Molecular function (GO): transmembrane transporter activity
Source: RefSeq, a predicted model, not a curated record
AUGGCAUCUCUCGAGCUGGAGAAAGGGAUUGAGAUCACUACUGACUCCUCACCCCUUUCGGGCGGGACUUACACCCCUCCUCACGAUGACUUGCUCAGCAACGACUGCGAGCUGCCCGUCGUGCCCGACAAUCGAUUCUUUCGGUGGGCACGGAAAGUAGAGAAUCUCCUAGGCCUAGAGUCCCGCGGCAUCCACCGCGUAGAGCAGCACGAGCAGUCGCAGAAGACGACGCUGAGCUUCCUGCAGAUCGUGAUGCUGUGGUUUUCCAUCAACACCGCAGCGCAGAAUAUCACGCUUGGGAGUAUCGGGCCCGGCGUGUAUAAUCUGGGCUUCACAGAUUCUGCGCUCUGUAGUGUCUUCGGGGCUUUGGUGGGGAGUCUUCCCGUUGCGUAUACAGCGACGUGGGGACCGUGGAGUGGAAAUAGGACUUUGAUCUGUGCUCGUUUCACCAUGGGGUGGUGGCCGGUGAAACUUUGCAUUCUCCUGAACCUAGUUGUCCUAAUUGGAUACUCCAUGAUUGAUGCGGUCGUUGCGGGCCAGAUCCUCUCUGCUGUCUCCCCUCAUGGUAGCUUGACCGUGGAAGUUGGAAUUGUCAUUACAGCAGUUAUAACCUUUCUGGUAACGAUCUUCGGAAUCAAAAUAUUCCAUCAUUAUGAGAGAUAUGCCUGGGUUCCCCAAUGUAUUGUCCUCCUGAUCUUAGCCGGGACGGCGGGCCCAAAAUUCAACAUCAACUUCCAAGCUACGGGUGACUCGCAAACCAUCAUCGGUAAUCGGCUUUCCUUUUUUGGCGUCUGUCUCAGUGCAGCUGUCACCUACGCGCCCUGCGCCGCGGACUUCCUGGUGUAUUGCGAUCCCAAGAUCGCCACGCGCUGGAAGGUCUUCCUAGCCACCUUGGUCGGGACGUCUCUCUCCUUCACCUUCACCUUCAUGAUCGGCGUCGGCCUUGCAUCCGGCCUACAAGAUGACCCUGUGUGGGCGGCCGCCGGCGCUGGGACUGGGGCGCUUGUCGUAGCCGGCUACGACGGCCUGGGGAACUUCGGCAAGUUCUGCUCUGUGGUGGUUGCGCUGGGGCUGAUCGCAAAUAUGGUUGCCCCAAUCUACGCUUCGGGAAUUGACUUCCAGAUUCUAGGCCGGUACCCAGCUCUUGUGCCGCGCUUCCUCUGGAAUGUGGUGGCGGUGAUCAUUUUCUUGAUCUGCGCGCUGGCGGGGCGGGACCAUCUCUCGGAGAUCUUCACCAACUUCCUCGCGCUCAUGGGCUACUGGGUGGUGAUCUGGAUCGCCAUCACCCUCGAGGAGCACCUGCUGUUCCGCCGCAGUAUGAACCCGCCCUUCAUCUGGAGCGAUUGGAACCGCCGCGACAAACUCCCACACGGCCUCGCGGCCCUGACAGCCUUCUGCGUCGGCUGGGCGGGCGCCGUGCUUUGCAUGGCGCAGUACUACUUCACGGGCCCGAUUGCAAGGCUGGUAGGUGCGGAAGGCGGGGAUAUGGGUAACUUUGUCGGGUUUGCGUGGGCGGGGAUCGUGUAUCCGCCGCUGAGGUACUGGGAGUUGAAAAUGUUCGGGAAGUGA